Molecule: messenger RNA, 1053 nt
Organism: Didymosphaeria variabile
Lineage: Eukaryota; Fungi; Ascomycota; Dothideomycetes; Pleosporales; Didymosphaeriaceae
Exons: 2
Coding region: 1-1053 (350 amino acids)
Source: RefSeq, a predicted model, not a curated record
AUGUCCACAUCCACCUCGCUCCUGUACAGCCUCUGGUCUCUCUGCCUGGAAGCUGGGACUGUUGCAUAUCUUCUAGGCCCGUAUCUUUUCGUUCCAAGCCUGGCUGACGGGACAAUGGGCGGAAAGACGCAAUUCAACCCCGCGACGGAUAUACCUAGUUUGGAGGGAAAGGUCAUUCUGGUAACAGGAGGUAAUACCGGCCUCGGCAAGCAGACAAUCGCCUACCUCGCUGCCCACUCACCAGCACGCAUAUACCUGGCUGCGCGCACCGCCUCCAAAGCCGAAUCUGCCAUCGCCGAUAUACAGCGCGAAGUCCCCUCUGCAGUGAUCGAACACCUCCCAUUAGACCUAACCUCGUUUUCCUCUAUCGCCGAAGCCGCCUCAACAUUCAAGUCGCGCGAGGAACGGCUCGAUACGCUGAUCAAUAAUGCGGGCAUCAUGAUGACACCGUUCAGUCUCACCAAGGAAGGAUACGAGAUUCAAUUCGGCACGAAUCAUGUGGGACAUGCGCUGUUCACCAAGCUGCUCAUGCCGGUGCUGCUCAAGACGACCGAGCAGCCUGGCGCCGAUGUGCGGAUCAUUAAUGUGUCGAGCUUGGGUAUGAUGGCCGCGCCAAGUGGUGGUAUAGUCUUCAAUCAGUCCGAAUUGGAAAAGCAGUACACUUGGAGACGUUACGGGCAGUCCAAGCUGGCCAACAUCUUGUUCACACGGGAGCUCAGUGCGCGUUAUCCUCAGAUCACUUCUGUAUCUGUCCACCCUGGAGUCAUUAUCACGGAUCUUUACAAUGCCUUCGUGUCCGGUCCUUUCAUGAAGAUUGGGUUUUGGUUCUACAAGCAGCUUGUACCGAUACUGCCAGGUCAUUUCAAAGACACAAAAGGUGGCGCACUGAGCCAGACAUACUUAGCGGCUGUGGACAAGUCAAACCUCCAAAAUGGUGAGUUCUAUCGGCCGGUAGGUAUUGUGACCAAAGGCUCGAAAUAUAGUCAGGACUUGGGACUGGCUCGAAAGUUGUGGGAAUGGACCGAAGAGGAACUCGGAAAAUACGGAUACUGA